CUCCUCGAGACGGACCACGCGUCGAUGCAGCAGGGUCACGUCAAGGAGUGGGCGCGCCAAGUGAAGCACUACGUCGACCAUAGUUUGCUCUGCUCCCUGGGGCAGCGCAAGCGCGAGGUCAUGGACUACGACAACCUGGUUGCGAGCUUCUCCCGCACCAAGGAAUACGAGGCAGCGGGGGCGGCGUGGAUGUCGGGCCCGAUUUGCUCGGACAUCGACGACGCCACCAUAAGCCAGCUCGAGGGUGCCGCGGGCGUGCGGUCGGAGGAGGCGCACUCCCUCUCCUCCAGGCACGCGCCCUCGCGGCGCCUCUCCUUCGACGCGCCCAUCCCCGCCUUGGUGGUCGACGUCAAGGUCGCCCAGCGGCUUGAGCCUAACAAGCCUGGAGCUUGCUUGACAGAGGCUCUGGCCAUGCUCGCGGGGCGCGCGGUGGUCAUCACGUGGCGCGCUGCUGUGAGCGAGGCGCUCCAGCAGUCCAACGAAGACCGCGCGUGGCAUCUGUUCAAUGCCGCGUCGCCCGUGCCCAUCAGGAUGCGCUUGCUGCCUGAUGGCGACGCGACCCACUUGGCCGCUCUGGCAUUUUCAGAGAAGAUGUUAUCUGCGUAUGCUGCCUCUGGCGCUGAGUCCUUCUGGCGGCUCGCAGAAAAAACGCGCCGCUUGACCGACGUUGAGAACUGUUUCGCCAAACAGGAACCAGUGUCGAAGCUGGGGGCUGCGCUGAAGGCCUACGGCCUGAAGUUCGAAGGAAAAGCAUGCACCGCUGUAACCGCCGCGGCGCUGAAAGGUCUGCGCCCUUUCGUCCUCGACGGCGCCUGCAGUUCGGCUUUCGCGCUGGCCGAAGUGCAUUUCCCAGAGCUUCGCGACCCUGGGUUUCUCAUGAGGAUCGGCUUCGCCUGCUCCACGAGGGCUGGUUCUGACGCCAAGGCCAGGGAAUUGCUCGUUUUCAUCAUGAACAGUUUCCGCGUGGCCCGCUUGACGGGCGACGUCCCGAAGGGCGAGAAACUGGUCGCGAGCCGGGUCGUCGGGCGCGAUAGGAAGACGCCGGGGAUGCCCCACGCGCUCUUCAAGAAAAAGGAGCUCGUCGAGUACAUCUUCCACGAGGCGUUUCUCAUGAACAAGGAAGUGGGGAACGACAUGGCGGCAUUUAGGACGCCCCUCCACAUCCUCCAGAAGUUCGCUGCCCCUGGCGCGGAUGGGCUCGUGGCUUCGCACCGCGCGUCCGACUCAGGCGGCGGCGCCGACGGGAUGGAGACAUCGUUUGCGCCCCCCGUGGCUGGGCAUCGGAACGCCGUGGAUGUCAAGACGAAGGCGAUGAUCGACGUCGCGUGGCCUCUGUGGUCGAGCGCUUUCGACGACGCAAUUGCCGAGCUUGCCCAGCAGGAGUUGCAGGACAGCGCCACUGGGUUCGUCUGGCACACGUACCUCACCGAGACCAGCCAGGGCAUUGGUGCCAAGUGCCGCGCCUUCGUGGCCGCGUGCACGGGCGGGCCGAUCCCCGCCGACCCCGAUUUGGAUGCAAAUCUCGGCUUGUUGGGGAUGUCCGAGCUCGGGGACGAGCACAAGGAAGAGCUCCAGAAGCUCCGGGGGGAGCUCAAGCAGCUCCGCAGGAAAACUGCGAAGUUCGUCAGUUUGCCGUCUGUCGGCGGUGCCUCUGGCGCGGAGUACGCAGUGGUGCAGAUGCAGAGCUUGUGGUGUGCGCUCAGCCUCGGGCACCGCUUCGGGAGGAAGAAGAACGACGUUCGCGCGUUCAUCCCCCCAGCGGACUUGUUCCCGCCCAACGUCGUCAAGCAAGGCGCCAAGGCGAGGAUGAACGAGCAGGCGGCGCGUGACGAGGCGAAGUUCAAGCGCGUCAUCGAGUUCUUCUUGCAGAAGAGGCAGAAGGAUGAUAUCCUCAUCUUCCUCGACGGCAGGAGCCGCGCGAACCGCAGGGUCAUCGAGUCCUUCGAUGCGAAGUUGGAGUCAGGAGGCACCCACGCGCACGUCGAGUGCUGCUUCGUGCACGAGCAACCGACGAAGAAGGUGGACCCGCGGUCCGCGGCCAGGGCGUCGAGCUACACGAAGAACAACAGGGAGACGGCCAUUUUCUCGGUGCCACUCAAGGGCCCGCCGCGGAAAGUGGUGCACCGUGCGGAGUUCAACGCGUGCGGCGAGUCCUCGACCGCAGACACGUCAUGCAUCGGUAUCCCAAUGCGGCGUUUCUCCGAGCUCCCUCGCAUGGACCACGAGACGAAGAUGAGCAUCUUGGGAGCUGCAUCUCGCGCUAGCGCUGACGGGGAGCAUCCGCGCCUGCAGGGGGACAUCGGCUCGAAGGACCACCCGUUCUCGCACGGCGAGGUGAAGCCGCUCAGCUUGUGGCAGACUCUCGUAGAGCACCACAAAGUGACCCACGUCGUGGAGUUCGCUCCAGGUUCUGGCGCUUUAGCUGUUGCUGCCUCUGGCGCAAUUGAGUACGAAGGCAUCGCUGCCAACGAUGCGCACCGGGGCUGGCUCGAUUCCACCGUGGACAGGCGCGCGAUGCACAGGGCGGGCCACGACGAGGGGAACGCGGAGCAAUUGGGCGGCGACGCCGUGUGCGUCGAGAAAGCCAGCAAGUAUUUCAGCGGAGCCAUGAUGGAUGCGAAACGUCUGUUGAUGCCAGUGGCUGGGGGCGGCGACGAUGAGGAGGAGGAGGAGGAGGAGGAGGAUGGCGCGAGCUCGGACGACGAGUAG
Molecule: messenger RNA, 2709 nt
Organism: Prorocentrum cordatum
Lineage: Eukaryota; Dinophyceae; Prorocentrales; Prorocentraceae
Source: the annotation of a GenBank genome assembly